GCACUGCUUGAGUGGAUUUCUUCUGGCUUCCGUGCCAACGGCAAAUUGAAGGAAUUGAUGAACAAAACUCCAAGAAAAUACACUCCAAUACAUUAAAAUUCCCACCAUAUUAUAUUAAACUUCCCACGUUCAACACGCUGCCUUCAAGUUACAGCUUCUGCAUAUCUUCAUCUGACCUCGUAUGGUUCAUUUUCGAUCCCAGAAUCCUCGUCAAUCGAAGCGUUGUCUUCUUUUCUCAUCUGGGUUUGUUGUUAAGUUACAGUUUGAUUUUUCCUGGUUAGUUUAUUUUCUGUUCAAUCCGACCACUUUCUCAUCUGGGUCUAUUAGUUGUUCAAUCAAGCAUUUUCUCAUCUAGCUCAACUGUCAAAUUCCGGUCUAGUUUUUGCUUAUUUUCAUUGUUCAAUUUUGGGUCAAAUAUCAUGGAAAGAAAUGCUUUCCUUCUUGGGUUGUUCAUAUUGUUGGUUCCUUCAUACACUUUUGUCCAUUCCACGGAGGAAGGCUUCGUUUCCGUGGAGAUAUUCAGAAAGGGUCUGAAUUUUGCUAAAGAUUUGCUAAUAAACAAAGGAAUCUCCUCCUUAGUUCCACUUGAGUUGCCUGAAAUUGAGAAGUCCGUUAAAAUCAAACUUCUGGGUACUGUUCAUGUUACUCUUUCAGACAUCGUUCUUUACGAGGUUGAUGUCAAUUCUUCAACUGUUAAGCUGGGAAAUACGGGCAUCACGAUUGUUGCUUCUGGGGCCAAGGCAUAUCUGAACAUGAGCUGGAGCUAUCGCUAUGGUAGUUGGAUUGUGAUUUCAGAUUCAGGGGUCGCCUCUGUGGAGGUUGAAGGCAUGGAAGUUGGGCUUACUAUAGACUUGGAGAACCAACAAGGAAAUCUUAAGCUCUCUCUACUGGAAUGUGGAUGUUAUGUAAAGGAUGUUAAUCUACAGUUGGAUGGUGGAGCAUCUUGGUUAUAUCAAGGAUUGGUGGGUUUUUUUGAAAAGCCAUUGCGCUCAACAAUUGAAGAUACUGUUUCCCAGGCAAUUGAAGAUGCAAUUAUGGAGCUUGACCCUUUGUUGAAAUCUAUUCCAAAAGAAAUUUCAAUUGAUAACAUUGCUACCCUGAAUGUAACAUGCAUAAACGACCUUGUUUACAGCAAUGAUUCCAUCAACUUUGAGAUUGAUGGGUUAUUCUCAGCAAGGGAUAAAGCUGUAGCGAGUAAAUACAAUGUGAGAAAUUCACAAGCUUCAGUUUCCUGUGAGAGUGCAGCUAAGAUGCUUGGGAUUUCAAUACAUGAAAAAGUUGUUAAUUCAGCAUCUUUGGUUUAUUUUGAUGCAGAUGUUAUGCAUUGGAUAAUUGACAAAAUAUCAGAUCAGUCCUUGCUGAACACUGCUGAAUGGAAAUAUGUUCUUCCUCAGCUGUACAAGCAAUACCCAAAUCAUGACAUGAAUCUGAAUGUCUCUGUGACUUCACCGCCGACCGUAAAAGUUGCACAGCAGAAUAUUGAUGCUGCAAUUCACUUAGAUGUGAUAAUUGAUGUUCUUGAUGAUGGAAAAGUAAUACCAGUUGCAUGCAUCUCAACGAAAAUCACUAUCUCAGCUUAUCCGGAAAUCUCCAAGAAUGGUCUAGCUGGCAGAGUCGAAUUGAAUGCUUUUACCAUGGCUUUGGAGUGGAGCACAAUUGGUAACAUUCACUUGAAUCUAGUGCAGCCAGUAGUCCGUACAGUCCUGAGAACCAUCGUCUUCCCAUAUGUGAACUUGCUCCUCUGGAAAGGAAUUCCCUUGCCGAGUAUUCGAGGCUUUACUCUCCAAAAUGCUGAAAUUGGCUACAAGGGUCCGAGGAUUGUUGUCUGCAGUGAUGUAGGGUCUGUAAAACAGCAGGGUUUCAAUCCUAUUAUGGAGUUUUAGGGCUAGCUGUUCUAUGCAAGUAUGCUUGCAAUGUACAUGCAAACUAGCAAACAAUCUUAGUCUCCUUAGAUUAUGUUUGCCAUUGCUUCAUGUACAGUAGUCACCUUAGACAUUGAUAGCCAUGUGGAAAUAGUUGUAGACUUAUUGAAUGUAUUUGUCAAUCCAACUCUAUUUGUAUUUUGUAUGAAUAUUGUAUUUUCAUGUCACAAUUGUUCCCCUCACUAGCUACGGUUUACCUAAUAAAUUUUAGCUUUUCAAUCAUA
Molecule: messenger RNA, 2146 nt
Organism: Diospyros lotus (date-plum)
Lineage: Eukaryota; Viridiplantae; Streptophyta; Magnoliopsida; Ericales; Ebenaceae
Product: putative BPI/LBP family protein At1g04970
Exons: 6
Coding region: 420-1883 (487 amino acids)
Molecular function (GO): lipid binding
Source: RefSeq, a predicted model, not a curated record